ACUUGGAUGGUGGCUGUGUCUCCCAACCUCAAAGUUGAGACCAGAGCAGAGAAGGGAGAUGAGGUCUGAUUCUCCUUAUACUCCCUACUGACUGAUGCUGGAAGCACCUCUAACUAGGAGAACUCAGGGACCCUGGGGUCAGGAGGCUGGGGGAAAGUCCCCUCAGACUGUGAGGUGGGGGGCAUCUGCUGGGCUGAGCCUCUCCUCUCCGUGGGCCCGUCCACAUCAGCUCUCGCCCCGUGACAGGUCAACCAGGACCCAGAAAUGAGCCACCUGGUUGCUGAGACUCUGGCGAGCAGAGGGAGAGGAGGGGAUAGAUGUCAAUGUAGUGGGACAAGACUCCCCCACCCACGCCGGCACCUCCCAGAGGCCCGGCCCGCUCCGAGUGCUGCCUCUGAUUGCCCCACCCCCACCUGGGGCCUCGGUGGCCAGACCCGGGUGAAGUGGGGGUGGGGUGAGAUUUCCAGGGGCGGGGCGUGUCUCCCCAGGGCAGGGUGUGGCCCGUGGUCCAGAUGGUCAGUCUCUGGUGGCCAGCCUCUCCUGACCCGGGAGCAUUAACCCCCCAUGGGCCAUGCCCGCCGGCAGGGUGGGCUGAGGGCGGCAGCACCAGGAGGUCACAACCCGGAGCUGGAGCCGGGUAGAAGGUUCCGGGGCUCCUCGGGCUGUCGGCGCCCGCCGCCCCUCCCGGCUUCACUUCCUCCCGCAGCGCAGAGACUAGCGGAUCCCUGCAUCCCGCAGCCGCCUGCGCCGCGCCCUGCCCCAGCCUGCCGGCCCCAGACCUGCGGCUGAGAGGAAGAAGGGACCCUUGACAUCCCCAUCUCCACAGAGACUCCAGGCGGAUCAAGCAGCCUCCUCCCUUCAGCAUGACCUCACCCUCUGGCCCUCCAGCUUUCAGGCUGGAGACGUCAGAUGGAAACCAAGAAGAUGGUGCUGAGGUGGACAAAGGAAAGCCAGGCUUUGGGAGUGGGCCACCCCCCAUGGAGUCACCAUUCCAGGGCGAGGAUCGGAACUUCUCACCUCAGAUCAAAAUGAACCUUAACUACCGAAAGCAAGCAGAUGCCAGCCAGCCAGACCCAAACCGCUUUGACCGUGACCGGCUCUUCAGCGUGGUCUCCAGGGGUGUUGCAGAGGAUCUGGCUGGACUACCAGAAUACCUGCGCCGGACCAGCAAGUUCCUCACUGACUCAGAGUACACAGAGGGCUCCACAGGGAAGACAUGCCUGAUGAAAGCUGUGCUGAAUCUUCAGGAUGGGGUCAACGCCUGCAUCCUGCCACUGCUGCAGAUCGACCGGGACUCAGGCAAUCCACAGCCCUUGGUCAACACCCAGUGUACGGAUGAGUACUAUCAAGGCCACAGUGCCUUGCACAUUGCCAUAGAGAAGAGGAGCCUGCAGUGUGUGACGCUCCUAGUGGAGAAUGGAGCUGAUGUGCAUGCUCGGGCCUGUGGCCAGUUCUUUCAGAAGGGCCAAGGGACUUGCUUCUAUUUCGGUGAACUGCCACUCUCUCUGGCUGCGUGCACCAAGCAGUGGGACGUGGUGAGCUACCUCCUGGAGAACCCACACCAGCCCGCCAGCCUGCAAGCCACUGACUCCCUGGGCAACACGGUCCUGCAUGCUCUGGUGAUGAUCGCAGACAACUCUAAGGAGAACAGUGCUCUGGUGACCCACAUGUACGACAGGCUCCUCCAAGCUGCGGCCCACCUCUGUCCUUCUGUGCAGCUUGAGGACAUCCCCAACCUGCAGGGCCUUACGCCCCUGAAGCUGGCUGCCAAGGAGGGCAAAAUUGAGAUUUUCAGGCACAUCCUGCAGCGGGAGUUCUCAGGGCCGUGCCAGGCUCUUUCUCGAAAGUUCACCGAGUGGUGCUACGGGCCCGUCCGGGUGUCCCUGUACGACCUGGCCUCUGUGGACAGCUGGGAGGAGAAUUCAGUGCUGGAGAUCAUCGCCUUUCACUGCAGGAGCCCGCACCGGCACCGAAUGGUGGUUUUGGAGCCCCUGAACAAGCUGCUGCAGGAGAAAUGGGAUCUGCUCAUCCCCAGGUUCUUCUUCAACUUCCUGUGUUAUCUGACCUACAUGCUUGUCUUCACUGCUGUCGCCUACCACCAGCCUGCCCUGGAGAAGCAGGCCCUCCUCCCCGUGAAGGCCACAGCGGGAAACUCCGUGCUGCUGCUGGGCCACAUCCUGAUCCUGCUGGGGGGGAUCUACCUCCUCCUGGGCCAGCUGUGGUACUUUUGGCGGCGCCGGCUGUUCAUCUGGAUCUCCUUCAUGGAUAGCUACUUUGAAAUCCUCUUCCUGCUCCAGGCCCUGCUCACAGUGCUAUCCCAGGUGCUGUGUUUCCUGGCCAUCGAGUGGUACCUGCCCCUGCUUGUGUCCUCUCUGGUGCUGGGCUGGCUGAACCUGCUUUACUACACCCGUGGCUUCCAACACACAGGCAUCUACAGCGUCAUGAUCCAGAAGGUCAUCCUACGGGAUCUGCUCCGCUUCCUUCUGGUCUACCUGGUCUUCCUUUUUGGCUUCGCUGUAGCCCUAGUGAGCCUGAGCCGGGAGGCCCUGGGCCCCAGGCCCCCCGUAGGCCCCAAUACCACGGAGGUGGCAGGGCAGCCUGGGGCGGGACAGGAGGAUGAGGAGGGCGGUGAGGUCCCGUACCGGGGCAUCCUGGACGCUUCCUUGGAGCUCUUCAAAUUCACCAUCGGCAUGGGCGAGCUGGCCUUCCAGGAGCAGCUGCGCUUCCGCGGGGUGGUGCUGCUGCUGCUGCUGGCCUACGUGCUGCUCACCUACAUCCUGCUGCUGAACAUGCUCAUUGCCCUCAUGAGCGAGACCGUCAACAGGGUCACCAAUGACAGCUGGAGCAUCUGGAAGCUGCAGAAAGCCAUCUCUGUCCUGGAGAUGGAGAAUGGCUAUUGGUGGUGCAGGAGGAGGAAGCAGCGGGCAGGUGUGAGGCUGACGGUGGGCACCAGGCCAGAUGGCAGCCCUGAUGAGCGCUGGUGCUUCAGGGUGGAGGAGGUGAACUGGGCUGCAUGGGAGCAGACGCUGCCUACAGUGUGUGAGGAGCCAUCAGGGGCAGGUGCACCUGGCAUGACAAAAGGCCUCACCCUGGCUUCCCGACCUCAAGAGGCUGGUGCCUUGGAGGAGGACCAUCUGCCCCUUCAGCUCCUCCAGUCCCACUGACUGCCUAGUCACAGCGGGAGUUGAGCAGGAUGAACCAGGGGAUUCCUCCAGCCACACCUGCUGGCUCUGGGGUCCCUGGGAAUUUUGGUGACAAAUAUAAAUUU
Messenger RNA from Nycticebus coucang (slow loris), 3268 nucleotides. RefSeq names its product transient receptor potential cation channel subfamily V member 2 (gene TRPV2). NCBI's taxonomy places the organism in Eukaryota, Metazoa, Chordata, Mammalia, Primates, Lorisidae. Gene Ontology annotation, biological process: calcium ion import across plasma membrane. The coding region runs from base 864 to 3164 and encodes 766 amino acids. The record is from RefSeq and is a predicted model, not a curated record. Gene Ontology annotation, molecular function: calcium channel activity; protein binding. Gene Ontology annotation, cellular component: membrane. The transcript is spliced from 15 exons.